Messenger RNA from Penicillium daleae, 1179 nucleotides. RefSeq lists its product as uncharacterized. The record is from RefSeq and is a predicted model, not a curated record. The transcript has a single exon. Lineage: Eukaryota; Fungi; Ascomycota; Eurotiomycetes; Eurotiales; Aspergillaceae. Bases 1 to 1179 code for a protein of 392 amino acids. Gene Ontology annotation, molecular function: nucleic acid binding.
AUGGACACGAGACUCAAGUACAAGGAACAUAUCGCGAGGGUAGCGUCCAAAGGCUUGGAGGCAGCGAUGGAGCUUCGGCGACUUCGCGGUCUGACCUCAGUAACUGCACGCCAGCUAUUCACAUCGACAGUGGCCCCGGUGGUAGACUACGCUUCUACCGUCUGGAUGCACGCUUGCAAGGACAAGGCCAGCGGACCGAUCAACCGAGUCCAAAGGGUGGGAGCGCAAGCAAUUGUAGGGACGUUUCUCACAGUUGCGACCAGCGUAGCGGAGGCAGAGGCUCACAUUGCCGCUGCACAACACCGUUUUUGGAGAAGGGCCGUGAAAAUGUGGACGGACAUCCACACCCUUCCAGAAACCAAUCCGCUCCGCAGGAGUACAGCCUGCAUCAAGAAGUUCAGGAGAUACCACCGUUCACCGCUGUACCAGGUAGCGGACGCGCUGAAAAACAUUGAGAUGGAGACACUGGAAACCAUCAAUCCGUUCACAUUAGCACCAUGGGAGACACGCAUGCAGACUGGUGUUGAAGCAAGGCCGGACUCACGGACUGUACCGGGCGGAUCAAUGCAAGUCGCGGUUAGCAGCUCGGCACGAAACGGGCUCGUAGGAUUCGGGGUGGCGAUCGAGAAACAGCCACCUCGGUAUCGAAAGCUGAAACUGAAGAGCUUUUUCGUGACAUUAGGCGCAAGAUCAGAGCAAAAUCCAUUCUCCGCGGAGCUAGCAGCAAUGGCGCACACGUUGAACAUGCUAGUGGGACUGGAAGGCUACAGGAUCACGCUGCUCACGAGCAACAAAGCGGCGGCCCUCACGAUAAGGAACCCUCGACAGCAGUCGGGCCAGGAGUUCGUCUGCCAAACAUACAAGUUGAUAAAAAGACUGCAGAGAAAGGGAAACCACAUCAAUAUUCGGUGGGUCCCCACCAGUAAGGACAAUAAACUACUAGGUCUAGCCAAGGCGCAGGCCAGAACUGCGACCCAGAAGGAUGCCGUCCCGCAAGGAUCGGUCCCCAGGAUGAAGUCAACAACACUGAAUAUCGCUCGAUCCCAAGCAGCUACCAGCAAUGACCUGCCAGAGAACGUAGGAAGACACGUGAAACGAAUAGAUGCAGCACUGCCAGGAAAACAUACUCGACAGCUGUAUGAUCGAUUAUCGUGGAAAGAAGCGAGCGUGCUGGCCUAG